Messenger RNA from Phyllotreta striolata, 1218 nucleotides. The record is from the annotation of a GenBank genome assembly. NCBI's taxonomy places the organism in Eukaryota, Metazoa, Arthropoda, Insecta, Coleoptera, Chrysomelidae.
UCGCGACAGAUCCCAUCCAACAGCGAUCAUGGGCAGUUCAUUUUUGCUCUUCGAAAUCUACCUCGAUUUUCCGGCGCACCUUCGAGAAUUUCCCUCGUCGAUGGCGCUCUCGCAACCCGCGGGAGAUCCGGGGAAACCCUCGAAAAACACGCUGGAUGUGGUCUUGUACUCGGUAAUCACGACGGUUAUUUCCGCUUUCGGGGUAUUCACCAACGCCCUCUCGUUGAUUGUGCUGCGUAGGAAGGAGCUGAACUGGUCAGUUUACACUUAUCUAACAGUUCUAGCGGCGGCGGAUUUGGCUAUUUCGAUUAUGUUUCUAUUAGGCGGACUAGCCAGAGGGACAUUUUGUUCGACCAGUUUGUUCGCCUACGACACCUCCAUAGGCCUACCGGUCGCCGGAACGAUAAACUCCAUGGCGGUUUUAGCGACAGUAGGAGUCACUAUAGAUCGCGUGUUUUACCUUUGGAACCCGUCCAGAUGCGGCAGACCGAAGUUUUGCGAUCGAAAGGUAGCGAGAAAAUCGAUGAUUGUGGGAUUAAUCGCGUGCAUCGCGAUAAAUUCGCCCUAUUGUUUCAUAUUCGAGCGAAACGCGCGCGGCGAUUUGAUCGUCUCCGAGUUUUUUCGAUCCAGAAAUUACAUCUACUUCAACUGGUUCAUGUUAUUCCUGCUAACCAUUAUACCGGGCGUCGUUUUGAUAUCGGGCAACUUUUUCCUGCUAACCGCCCUGCAGAAAGCGAGACGCCUCAGCGCGAAGUGCUGCAGCACCGGGAAAAAACUAAAUGCAAAGGAGCACACCGCCAUGACUGCGACCCUCGUAUGCGUGAUAACGCUCUUCGUCCUCACCGAGAUACCGGCGAAUUUGCUGUCGAGGACCAGGGCCGUAACGUUGAUAUUCAUCGGGGGCUACAUGGACGCCGAUUCGGAGCUGUUGGAGGCGACGAGGGCGGUUUGCACCCUGCUGGGCGCCCUCAACGCCACCGUAAACUUCCUCUUGUAUUACCUGUUUUGUCCGCCAUUUUGCAGGGCGCUGCGCGCCACUUUCGCUUCGAACAGAAACGUCCAAAUCAAUGUGAUUGUGUUGAGUGAUCACUACAGGAAAAUUUUGCGGUCUUUAUUCGAAAAAAACCACCGCGGAAAUGCUAGUACUAGCGUUGUUCGUGCUACUACGGAGCCGGAAUAUUUAACUGUGUCUUUGUAGGUAAUAAAAAAUUUGGUGUA